AUGGACCUUGAGCUUCUUUCAGUCUUCUUUAAGAACCGAGUUCUUCUUUCGACAGAUCUUCCAAAUUCGCGCAAGAUUCCUUUGUUGUUCCUAUUUCAUGCAUCCCACAAUGCUUUGCAAACCGCGUCUGUUUCCAGCCAAUCAGGUGCGUCGCCCCCAGAAUCUGGCAGUCAAUCAAAUGCUGGGACCUGCAUACCAAAUCCAGUAGAUUCCAUCCUCGUACUCCUCGCUAGGAAAUGCAAGAGAAAAGCAAGUGCUUGUAAUUUGCACGAGGGACACAAAACACGAGCUAUGGAGGACCUUCAAGACUCCAGUCUCAGUGUUCCUAGUGCCAUGAGUAUCGCUGAUGAAUUGAAGGAUGAUUUCUACUUCAACCUUCUGGAUGACUUCCUUGGAUCUCAGAACGGUGAAUCAUUAGAGUUGGAUCAAAAGCCCUGCACGAACCGACUUCUGGUGCAAGUCGGUCUAUUGAAGGAGGAUAAUAAUGUUUCAUGGGUGAAUAUAACAAAAUGGCUUCAGAAGAUUUUUCCAGUGUUCCAGUCUGCAGAUUUCCGAGGCUUGAUUGAAAGGAAUACAGAGACAGCUAUGAGCUUAACCGGAGACUCCAGAGAAAGCUUUCUCGAGUCAAAUGUUAACUUUGAAUUUGUGGGACCAAUAUGUGAUAGCAUUGGCAUCAGCAGAACUGAUUUGCUUGAAAUGUCUGAUUUUUCUGACCGUGCAAAGUUAACAGACGUUACUAAUGGUCUGAUACUAGAACUGACCAGCUUUAUUGAAAGAGAAAAACUUGACCCAGUUGUUCUGGUGUCAUGGCUUUAUAAUUUCGACCAUGCAUUCUGCAGUGACGGUAAAAUCCAUAAAGCCAAUAAACUCCUUCAGUCGAGUCUGGAAAGGUUCAGGAUGCAGUGUCGAAAAAAUCAAACAAGAAGAAACCGGAGCAAUGGACUGUACGAUGAAUUUCUUCGGAGUCCAUUUCGUCUUACCCCUGAUGACUCUGAUGAUGAUGACGACCCUGAAUACAGGAGGGUGUCGAUAAUCAAAGGGCAUUUGAAGAGAAAGCGUCUUUUAUUUCAAAGGAACCAAAAUUUACAGAGGGCCAAGAUCAAAGAAGAAAGAGAACCGUUUGAUAUCUCAAACUCCCACUCAGAAUACAAUCAAAAGCCACAUGACUAUAGACAAAACAGACCAAAGCUGGAAUGUGACAAUGACUCUGACCAGACGUUUCAACUAAGAAAAGUAAAGAAGGAAGACGAUAAUCAUUGUCAGCCUGUUGAGCCCAUGUAUGACUCGGAAGUCAAGGCACGGGUUGAUACCGGCGAUUGUUUAUCCAUCCUCGAUAUCUCUGUGCUGUCUUUGCAAAAACUUACAGAAAUGUACGGAGGGAGAACUGAUGGGGCCAAUCUGGUGUCUAUGGAUCUCCUCAAGAAUCAGUUUGCUCUAAUGCUGAAAGAAGAUCUCAAGAUGCAGUCCCUGAAUGAACAGGUCUUGGCCUAUAACUCGGCUGGAAAGGAACCCCUGGUGCCACUGCCUUUGAAUUUCCUUCACUGCAACACUCAUUUCCUUCUCAACUUUAUUGAUGCUGUUGAGAAGCAAAUGAUGUCAUUUGAAAGAGAAAUUGUGAACACUACAGGGGAUAAGCUUGGACGAGACAAAAACCCAAAAUUUAAAGGUUUUUUAAACUUCGAAGAGAGUGCUGUCACUCGGUACAUCAACAUGGCUUGUGAAAUCUUGUGUCCAAGAGGAGAAAGCAACAAUAAUUACAGAAGGCACUGGCUUGCUUUUUGCAUUGAGAGGAAUAACCCUUCUAGGUUACCUGUCAAUCAAUCUAAUAGGUUCAUUAACUAUUUUGAGGCAGCAGCCGCACUUGUUCACCAUUACAGCGAUGUUGCACUGUUUGUGUCUGACCUACAGCUACUAAAAGAUGAUGCAAAUAUUUUUCUAGAGAGCAUUAAUUCUGAUGCCAGCGAUGAAGCCAUACAGGCUCUUGUCUGUGUGGUGGCUGUAGUGUACUGUAAAGUCUUGGGUCCCUUUUGGCAGCUCCUGAAGAGUGAUGCCCAGUAUGUGUUGUUCAGCAAGUACCUUUUCUGCCUUUAUGAAAAGCUUCUAGAGUGGUCCCAGGAUGCAUCUGUUCUCUUGCAACCCGAGGCUGUAACUAAUGUGUUUCUCCAGGUUCCAAUGCAGGAGAACAACUUUCCUGGUGUAUUUUCCUUCUGCCAUGGAAAUGCAAACAAUCAGUAUGGGGCACUAAUGAAGGAAUGCUUACAGAGGAUGAUGAAGGUCAUUGCAGCUGUAAUGGAGGAAAAUCUCAAAGACUUCUUACCUGGAGGCAUGUACUGCAAAGAUCCUUCUGGGGAACUUGUGGAACAGUUUGCUAGCUGCACGUUGUCCCAGUUGAUGGGUGAGUACCCGUUUGGUCAUGCAUACUCCUACAACAAAAACAGGCCAGAUAAAGCCCAAGUGCAGGCCGAGGAUAAUGCGUCAGACUAUUCAGAUGAUUAUGAUGCUAUCUCUAUUCCUCGAUCUCCUGCUGUCAAGAAACGUUCAAUUUCAAAGCCGUACGUCAUGUUUGACAGGGCAAAUCUGCGACCAUUGAGCAAAAUAAAAAAGAAAAGAAAAUUGAAGAAGUUGGUCAAUAAAAGGCCACAAAAUUUAAAAACGCAAGACCCAAAUUACAGGACAACUAUAAUUGCUUCAGUCACAAAGAACGGAGGCCCAUGCAAAAGCAUUCAAGAUGUUGAUCAGUUGCUUUUGAGAAUGGAAGGAGCACACUAUUCUCAAAAGCGAGAGGCUGUUCGCUCAGAGUUAAACUACCAAAAGUUCGUCAUUGGUUGCCGAGACAAACGGCUACACCGCUUAGGCUUCUCUCUGUCAGACCUGGUCAGCAAACUGAAAGGCAUCUUGCCUGGCGAGAACCAGUCCACAAGCUUAAUAACCGAGCCGACUGAAAAUGUCGCUGGGUGUGAGGCGAGUCCAAGUGUUUCACAAUCUACACCACAAGAACAAACCAUGAAUCAACCACCUCAGCCUUUCAACAAUAACAUUGAUUUAAAGAACAAAGGCAACUGUUCAAUCUUUCAGAGUUACAAAGAGAAAGUCUUUGAGUUUUCACCUGAUUCAUAGUUCAUGAUUUUCCAUCAUUAUUUUUUUAUUAAAAAAAAAUAAAUAAACGCCUCUGUUUUCUUUUCUUUUUUUUGGGG
Molecule: messenger RNA, 3194 nt
Organism: Hemibagrus wyckioides
Lineage: Eukaryota; Metazoa; Chordata; Actinopteri; Siluriformes; Bagridae
Exons: 3
Coding region: 1-3117 (1038 amino acids)
Molecular function (GO): 3'-5'-RNA exonuclease activity
Source: RefSeq, a predicted model, not a curated record